Messenger RNA from Strongylus vulgaris, 168 nucleotides. NCBI's taxonomy places the organism in Eukaryota, Metazoa, Nematoda, Chromadorea, Rhabditida, Strongylidae. The record is from the annotation of a GenBank genome assembly.
AAAAUUGGGUUUGGGUUCGUUAUGCAUUACGUUCGAGCUCAAUGCGAAGGAGCUGAUAAAGCCCUUGGUAUAGCCCUCUCCCCAUGGAUCCUUGCUCCCAACGUGCAUGGGCUUUACUUCAAAGACCUAAAGCAGACGUUGAAGAAUGAACAAUGUGAUGUAAGCUGA